Molecule: messenger RNA, 1170 nt
Organism: Scheffersomyces amazonensis
Lineage: Eukaryota; Fungi; Ascomycota; Pichiomycetes; Serinales; Debaryomycetaceae
Gene: PUS4
Product: pseudouridine synthase
Exons: 1
Coding region: 1-1170 (389 amino acids)
Biological process (GO): mRNA pseudouridine synthesis; tRNA modification
Cellular component (GO): mitochondrion
Molecular function (GO): RNA binding; pseudouridine synthase activity
Source: RefSeq, a predicted model, not a curated record
AUGAAUGGGAUAUUUGCAGUUUAUAAACCUUCUGGAGUUUCUUCUGCCCUGUUUUUGCAGGAUGUGCAAGAUGUUUUCACCAAAUCACUGGUAUUUGAACCGCACUUAGAAGCUGCUAAGAAUGCUGUAAGAUUCAAUUUAGGGACCAAUAAGAGAAUGUCUAAAGAAAAAAUUGAGAAGAAGGCUAACCAAUUAAAAGUUAAGAUUGGCCAUGGAGGUACUUUGGAUCCUCUUGCUAGUGGUGUUUUAGUAGUUGGAGUUGGAUCUGGUACAAAGAAAUUACUGCACUACUUACUUGAAUGUGAGAAAACAUAUGAAGCUAAGGCAUUAUUUGGAAUUUCUACUACCACAGGUGACUCAGAAGGUGAAAUAAUUACUCAAAAUGCUAUUGAUCAUAUUACUAAAGAAGCUAUCAAUGAAACAGCAAAGAAGUUCAUUGGUGAUUUGAAACAGACUCCUCCAAUUUUUUCAUCACUUAAAGUAAAUGGGAAACCUUUGUAUGAAUAUGCAAGAGAGGGAAUCCCAUUGCCUACUGCCAUUAAAGUAAGGGAAGUGAAAGUAAAGGAUUUUAAAAUAUUCGAAGAAGAUUCCUUAAGAACUGAUCAUGAAUUCAAAAAGUUGGAAAGUGAACUCGAUGAGAAUGGAGUACCGAAGGAGCACGGUUUAGCAAAUAAUCCAACUUUAAAUGAUUCUCCAUUAUAUUUCUCUACUCAAUAUUUAGAGGAAGCACAAAAGAAUAAUUUACCAACUGAAGUAGGUAAUCCAAGACAAUUAAAAGAAAAUGAAAGUUUACCAGAAAAGUUACCCCUAGUACACUUUAUCGCUGAUGUAUCAUCAGGUACUUAUAUUAGAAGUUUAAUUAGUGAUUUCGGUAGAGCUCUUGAAUCUUCAGCAUACAUGGUUGAAUUGAUAAGAAAGAAACAAUCUGAAUGGGAAUUGGGUAAGAACGUUUUUACCAUUGAAGAUUUCACCACCAGAGAUGAGAAAGUCUGGGGUCCUGUGUUGGAGAAAGUUCUUGAACUUGGAGGUGAUAUAAAUGUCGCUAAAGCGUUUGAAGAAGCAACUGCUAAACUCAAAGCUAAAGAGGUGUCAGACUCUGUAGAAGUUGAGACUACCGAAGCUGAUGGGUCGGACGUUUCCAAAAAGAGACCUAUUUCCGAAGUAGAGUAG